Messenger RNA from Dermatophagoides farinae (American house dust mite), 2076 nucleotides. NCBI's taxonomy places the organism in Eukaryota, Metazoa, Arthropoda, Arachnida, Sarcoptiformes, Pyroglyphidae. The record is from RefSeq and is a predicted model, not a curated record.
UUUGUCGAAUUUAUCCAUUUUUCAUUUUAUUUCAAAUCAAAACUUAUCUUUCGUUCGACAAUAAUCAUGACUUUAUUAUUUCAUAAGCUUCGUUGGGGUUAUAUUCGUAAUAAUUUUCAAAGUUUUUUCUUCACCAUCAUAUACAUUGCCAUAACAUUAUCGUUGUUUAUUUAUCGAUUUGGUCAAUAUGCGGACACAACAAUUGCAUUGGCUAUUGCUCGUGCUUCGGCCAUUGCAAUUUAUUGGCAAUCUGGUUUGAUUAUUGUUUUAAUAUUACGAAAAUCAAUCAGCUAUGUUCGAUCAUUUGGUUUGGCACGAUAUUUUCCCUUGGAUCAUUAUGUCUAUUUCCAUAAAGUAACCGGAUGGUCUAUUGCAUUUUUUUCAUUGGUUCAUACACUUGCACAUUUGUAUAAUUUUGCCAAAUUAACAAAUAUUACGACAAUAUCAUAUAUCGAUUUUCUUGUCUCUGUCAAUCUUGGCAUUGGAUGGUUUUUCGGUUCUGCAUGUCUUACCGGUUGGAUUUUGGUCAUUAUAUUGGUGGUAAUGUUGAUAUUUUCAAUGAAUUUUAUUCGUCGCACAGGAAAUUUUGAAGUUUUCUAUUAUUCCCACAAGCUUUAUGUUUUUUACAUUCUGGUCCUAUUUUUGCAUGCUAGCUCAACACUUCAUUGGUUGACAGCACCAUUGAUAUUUUUGUUAUUUGAAAAAAUUUCCGCUUAUUAUCGAACGAAAAAAUAUCAUCAUGGCCAAACAUAUGUGAUUGAAGGAACAAUGUUACCGUCUCGUGUCAUACGUCUAAUAAUACGAAAACCAAAGUAUUUUCAUUUUGUUCCCGGUGAUUUUGUUUACAUGAUGGUACCAUCAAUCACCAAAUAUGAAUGGCAUCCGAUGACCAUUAGUUCAGCUCCAGAGGACAAAGAAUUGACGUUACAUAUACGGGCUGUUGGUGAAUGGACUAAUCGAUUGUACGAUCAUUUUGAUAAUGCUAAAACUUUGACAUUGAAAAAGAUGCUUGAAGAAUGGAAAUGUCUGGAUUUUCAUCCAUUAUUUAAAGAUACAGAUCCAAUCAACAAAUUUGAUAUCAAUUGUGGCCAUCAUCAUAGUGCCGGUAGUUUAAUGCAGAAACGUACCAUGAUAUUGCCAGUUCCAGAAGACUGUGAUGAAGAUGGUUGUGGCAAAAUUAAAAAACAGAUCAGCAUCGAACAUUCGGAUAGCGAAUCAGAAUCCGGCAGUGGUAUGGUGACUAUUGAAUUGAAUCAGAUUUCAUCACAAUCAACGUCCGAAUCGCAUGAUUCUAAAAUGAAUCGUGAAUCGGAAAAUCACAUACAAAAACCUUUGACAUUAUUGAAAAAUAUUCAUAAAGAUGUUCAAACGAAUGCAGUGUUUCUGAAAGAGCCGUUAAAGAUACAUUUGGAUGGUCCUUAUGGUGCUCCUUCAUCUAACAUUUUUGAAAGCGAACAUGCCGUUUUGGUUGCGACUGGAAUCGGUGUGACUCCAUUUGCAUCGAUACUACAGAGCAUCAUGUAUCGACAUAUUGAGAAAACUCGCCAUUGUCCAUUAUGUAACCAUAGUUGGACCGAACGAGUACCAUCUAGACAUAUAAACAAUUUGAAAAAAGUUGAUUUCAUCUGGAUUAAUCGGAACCAAACAAGCUUUGAGUGGUUUGUAGAAAUGUUGUCUGAUUUGGUUGAACAACAAUCGACAAUUUCGAUCAAAGAUGAUCGUUUCUUUGACAUCCAUAUGUACGUAACGAAUAAGGAUGGCGAAAAGUCAAACGAUCAUAAUCAACGGACAAAAGGUUCAUCGAUAAUUGAUCGUUCACAUAGUAUGAUUAAUUGGCAUUUUGGUCGACCAGAAUGGAAUAGUAUCUUUCAUAAUAUUCGACAACAAAAACGUGGAAAAGUAACAUUUUUCUAUUGUGGUCGACCCGAUUUGAGUGGAUAUUUAAGGCAAAAAUGUAAUGAAAACGAUUUUGUUUUUAAGAAAGAAGUUUUCUAAACCUAUCUACUGUUAUGUUAAGAUUGUUGAUUUGUUUAAAUUAUUUUUAAAAAGUAAUAAUAAAAACUAUUUUAAUAAUUA